Molecule: messenger RNA, 2030 nt
Organism: Paralichthys olivaceus (Japanese flounder)
Lineage: Eukaryota; Metazoa; Chordata; Actinopteri; Pleuronectiformes; Paralichthyidae
Gene: tpst1
Product: tyrosylprotein sulfotransferase 1
Biological process (GO): peptidyl-tyrosine sulfation
Cellular component (GO): Golgi apparatus
Molecular function (GO): protein-tyrosine sulfotransferase activity
Source: RefSeq, a predicted model, not a curated record
CGUCUUUCACAUCCUGGAGAGCAGUAAGUUGUAGCAGUCUGGUUCAUUAUCGCCACCAGUCUACCAGCGCAACAAGCUUGUCCUCCACGAGAUUGAUGCCGUCUAUGUGCACAGAAAAUGACCGGAGCGUGACUGUGGAGAACGCCAGGGUUGUCCGGACGUUUCCACUGGGUACACUGGAAGUUUGCUGAUCGACAAACUCGAGCCUCCUGCGCCGUAUAAGUCCAGGCCUCAUGGAGCUGAGAACUGGACACCUGCUGUGCACCAGGGAGCUUGAUCCAUGCCCGGUUCCCAGCAAGCAACCAUAAGGGGUGGGAAUCUUAAUUACCCCUCAGUUCCUUUUCCCAUCCCUCCCCCUAAAUUGCACCUAUAGAGAUAUUGUCCUCUGCUGUCUCUGGCCUGCAACAUGAUUGGCAAGCUGAAACAGAACUUGCUGGUGGCCUGUCUGGUCAUCAGCUCAGUCACAGUGUUCUACCUGGGCCGCCAUGCCAUGGAGUGCCACCAUCGCAUCGAGGAGCGCAGCCAGCCAGUUGGAAUUCUGCCUCUGUCAGCAAUGGGUGGCAGCAUGCGGACCACUUUGCGGACAGGCCAGAAUCUUAGUACACCUUUUGUUUACAACAAAGACAUGCCACUCAUCUUCAUCGGCGGUGUGCCCCGAAGUGGAACCACGCUGAUGCGAGCAAUGCUUGACGCCCACCCAGAGGUACGCUGUGGCGAGGAAACCCGUGUCAUCCCACGUAUCCUGGCCAUGAAGCAGAUGUGGAGCCGCUCAGGCCGGGAGAAGAUGCGCCUGGAUGAGGCAGGUGUGACAGAUGAGGUGCUGGACGCCGCCAUGCAGGCCUUCCUGCUGGAAAUCAUUGUCAAACAUGGAGAGCCUGCAAACUUCCUGUGCAACAAGGACCCUUUUGCACUGAAGUCGCUUGCCUACCUGGCUAAAAUAUUUCCCCAUGCCAAGUUUGUACUGAUGAUUCGUGAUGGGCGGGCUUCAGUCCAUUCCAUGAUCUCACGGAAGGUGACCAUUGCUGGCUUUGAUCUGGGCAGCUACCGGGACUGCCUGACAAAGUGGAAUCGGGCCAUAGAGACCAUGUACACUCAGUGCCUGGAGGCAUCAGAUAAAUGUUUACCAGUGCACUACGAACAGUUGGUCCUCCAUCCCGAGAAAUGGAUGAGGACACUGUUGAAAUUCCUUGACAUUCCUUGGAAUGAUGCUGUUCUCCACCAUGAGGAGCUCAUUGGGAAAGCUGGAGGAGUGUCCCUUUCCAAGGUUGAGAGGUCUACAGACCAGGUCAUCAAGCCUGUCAAUGUGGAGGCCUUGUCCAAGUGGGUGGGGAAGAUCCCAGCAGAUGUGGUGAGAGACAUGGCUGUCAUUGCACCAAUGCUGUCCAGACUGGGCUACGAUCCACACGCCAACCCUCCCAAUUACGGCCGGCCUGACCCCAAGGUCCUGGACAACACCAGAAGGGUCUUUAAAGGUGAAUUUCAGCUACCAGAUUUCCUAAAAGAACAAUCACAACAGAUCCAGAAGUCUGCAGAAAGACCAAACCCCAGUUAGAGCUGAAGGAGUACAUCACCUCAACACACAGUACAGGAGAACAGAAAAUCAUGGACGUCAUCUCAGCCAUCUCACCGUCUGCGUUGGGUCUUGCAUUUCCAAGGUGACAUGACCACAGCUGGACUUUCUCCUCCACCAAUAAUCGUCUGCGGAGAACUCUUGGCCUUCAAUAUUGUACUGUAUAAAAAUACUACAGGUUCCCAAAACCACAGAAUGUCUGCUGAUUGUUAUUUUGGUGUCACAUCACACACUGAUCUUUACAAGUGAUCUCUGGCUAUUUAGAAAAAACCAUUGUGAUCCUAUUGUAAGAUACUGCAGUGAACUGAAAUCACAAGUAUUUAUGAAUGGAAAAAUUGCUUUUGGAAGAUGCAAUACCUAUUUUAAUGUUUAAUAUUUUUUCUUUUUCAUGCCUUUGUAUUGUGCAAUGUCAUGCUGAUCAGUUUCAAUUAUCAACCUCGAUAAAUAAUGCUUUUUUUAA